Cuscuta europaea is the source of this 657-nucleotide messenger RNA. The record is from the annotation of a GenBank genome assembly. Lineage: Eukaryota; Viridiplantae; Streptophyta; Magnoliopsida; Solanales; Convolvulaceae.
UUCACCUCUUCAUAUCUCAACUCUCGCACUGCUCGUGUGAGCACACCAUCGUCGAUAUCCUCGUCACGCCUAAAACAAGAAUUUGAAUCACCGCCCGAAUUACAAUGGCGGAGCCUGCCCCUUCCUCGGUCAUAAUCGGUGGCUCAACACUUGCUGAAGAAGAACAGAAAAAUAAGCCUAUCAACCCUCUGCUCUCCGUCCUCUCGGCCUUGCUUCAGCUCUUUAAACCGCCCUCGCCGAAGCCCGCCGCUCCUGACGAAACUCAGCCCAUUAAUCCAGAACAAGAACUUGCAAAGGAAGAAGAGAAACCUUCUGUGGUGAAGUUUCCCAGGGCGGAAUUCCCCUCCUUGAAACUCGAAUCCCAAGAAUCUGAGACCGAUACUAACCCCGUCGUCCUAUGGCAGGUUUAUGCUAUUGGUGGGUUCUUUGUUCUGAAAUGGGCAUGGAGUAGAUGGAAUGAAAGGAAGUUGAAGAAGAGGCCAUCCAAUGAAAACAUACCCCCACCUUCUAUGGAGUGAUUGAUUACUCACUCCAUUAGUUUUUUCUACAUGAUAGCUUUUAUAAUACGAGUUUCCAUAUUGUAAAAGACUUUUAACAUUCACAAUGGAUCUAUAGCAUCAGUUUCAUGGGUCAAGAGUUGUUCGUUUAUUCGCUUAA